CAGUGUGGUGCUGGUGAGUUUGGACGAGGCCGAGCGUCCGGCGGUGACUCUGGUGUUGGGUCAUGCGGUCUCAGACGUGCAGGUGCUCAGCGCGGGAUCAGAGCAGACGCUCAGCCGCAUGCGCAGCGUGUUCCUGCAGACACACACACCGACACACACUCUGAGCGCAGACGAGCUGCAGCGCCGCAGGGAGAGCGUCCGCCGCUGGCUGCAGGACAACAGAAUCCCGGUGCAGGAGGACGGGGAGCUGCUGCGGGUGGCCCACGCUCUCACCAUCAGCGCCCCCUACAGGCCCGGAGACUGCAGCUGCGCUAACCAGAUCAUACUGGCCCGAGUGCAGAGCCUGCUGGAGAACAACCCCGAGACCAGCGGAGACGCGCUGACCACUGAGAGCACACAGGGCUCGGGUUAGGAACGCUUUAGAUUAAAGGGUCAGUUCACACAACAAUUACAGAUCUGUCAGCACUUACUCACUUUUCACCUGUUGAACACUAGGGAAGAUAUCUUGAAGAAUGUUUGAAACAGCUGACCAUUCACCACAGUGUUUUUUACCUACUAUGGAAGUCAAUGGUUACCGGUUUCCAGCAUUCUUCAAAAUAUCUCCUUGUGUGCUCAACGUAAGAAACUCAAACGUUAAGUUUAAAUAAGUAGUUUGAACAAGCAGAAAUCAUCUUUGACUGUGCUGAACACAAAAGAAGAUACUUUGAAGAAUGCUGAACACCACUGACUACCAUAAUAGGAAAAACAAACACUAUAGUCAAUGGUUACCGGUUUUCAACAUUCUUCAAAAUAUCUCCUUUUUUGUUUAACAGAAGAAACUCAAAAGUGCUCUGGAAAAAAGACUGAUUGUAUUCACUACAUGUUUUUAAGAUCAGCGCUUGCAGACUAUUCAUGCAGACUGCAUUUAAACAAAUGAAGUUGAACAUCACUACACUUACCUUCUGUUAAAUUCAGCCUGCUUAAAUAGUUUGUAACCACUGAUCUUGAAAACAUAGUGAAUACAAUCCAUCUUUUUUCUUGUGCACUUUUGAGUUUCUUCUGUUGAACACAAAAGGAGAUACUUUGAAGAAUGCUGGAAACCGGUAACCAUUGACUUCUAUAAUAGGUGAACCACUGAUCUUAAAAACAUGUAGUAAAUGCAAUCAAUCUUUUUUUCAGACUGUGUUGAACACAAAAGGAGAUACUUUGAAGAAUGUUGGAAACUGGUAACCGUGGACUAUAGUGUUUGUUUAUCCUAUUAUAGUAGUCAGUGGUGUUCAGCAUUCUUCAAAGUAUCUUCUUGUUCUCAGCAGUCAAAAAUGACUUCAGCUGCUUGUUCAAACUUAUUUAAAAUGAGCUGAAUCAACACAACUCUGGGUUUUUUUCAUCUGAAAUCUCCUCAAGUCAUCUCGUUUUUCCUCAAAGUAAGAUCCGAGAGCUGAAUGCAUGUGUUUACAUUCAAAAAUAAAGUGCGGUGAGGAACUUAGAUGACGGUAUUUGUUUGAAUGAUGACAGUGUUUCCCUCUGUGGGUGAACUGUCCCUUUAAAUGUGACGUUGUGUAAAUUACAUUCACAUGUCUGACGACUCUUUGAUCUGUUGAUUUGUCUUCUUAUAUAUAUAUUUGCUCUUUUUGUACGUUCUAUUAAAGGUUUCCAGAUAAA
This is a messenger RNA of Danio rerio (zebrafish), 1641 nucleotides long. The record is from RefSeq and is a predicted model, not a curated record. NCBI's taxonomy places the organism in Eukaryota, Metazoa, Chordata, Actinopteri, Cypriniformes, Danionidae.